AGUCGUCUUCGCGAUUGGGGAGUUUUGUUUAAAAAUCUUGGAAUAAUUUAUCUCAGGUUUUUGUCAGCCAGUCAAAAGUUGUGCAAGCUGCCUGAUGAUCUGUGCACGAUGAGCACGGAGCCUGCGAGCAUCGACAGCCUUCGUGUGCUGCACCAGAGUGACGACUUUAUUGUGGUGGACAAACACUGGGACAUCCGCAUUGACAGCAAGCUGUGGUACGUGAAACAGACAGUGCAGAUGCAGCUUCAGCACCACUUCCCUCAUCUGGCAGACCCCAGCACCUAUUAUGGAUUUAGGUUCUGUCAUCAGUUGGAUUUCUCCACCAGCGGAGCUCUUUGUGUCGCCCUCAACAAAGCUGCUGCUGGCCGGGUUUACCGCUGCUUCAAGGACCGCACUGUCACUAAAGCCUACCUCUCCCUGCUUCGAGGGUGGGUCGAACAAAAGACCCAAACUCUGGACUUCUCCAUUGGCAAGAACUCCACCGAGGGGAAAACACACAUGAUGUGCAUCGAAGGAACAGAAGGUUGUGAGAACCCCAAGCCGUGCCAGACUGAGCUGACGGUGUUGGAAUACGGGCUGUAUGAUGGAGAUCCUGCCACCAAAGUGCUGCUGCAGCCUCUUACUGGACGAACCCACCAGUUGAGGGUCCACUGCAGCGCCAUCGGCCACCCUAUAGUCGGAGACUUCACCUACAGUCUGGGAGCAGACAACUCUCCGUACAGAAUGAUGCUGCACGCCCACAUCCUUCACAUUCCCCUGGAGCCCCAGCACCUCUUUGUCACGGCUGAAGACCCCUUUGUCCCAGCUGUCGAUCCUAAAUGGGUCCCGCAGCGAUUGCUACAGACAUUAGCAGCCACUGUUGACGCCUUGCUCGAGCACAGAAAGACUAAAGAGAACGAGAGGGUGGAAGGGAGAAGAGAUGAGGAGAGGAGGAAACAAAGCAAACAUCAGAAGAUUCAGGAGGAGAGCGAGGAGCAGAGGAGGGUUUGCCAGGAGUGGCUGAGUGAACGGGCUGGAGACUGAUGGAGGAUUUUUAACUGUUAUUUAUUUUUAAUUUAUUUUUGUGCCAGGAACACAACUCAUUCUGAUUUAGCUUAAUUCUCACAAGCAAGUUAGAAUCAAUAAGAUGCAUAUAUGAUGGUUUUAUACUAUUCAACAUUAUAAUACUUUAAUUCUUCUGAAGUUCAGCAAAACAGCUCAGAACCCAAGUCCAGUGAUGUUGUGGUGCCUUGCGCAUUCAUUCAACCUUUAUUUAUUCAGGUUAGUCUCAUUGAGCCUCUAAGACUCGUUUACAAG
Nematolebias whitei (Rio pearlfish) is the source of this 1296-nucleotide messenger RNA. RefSeq names its product RNA pseudouridine synthase domain containing 1 (gene rpusd1). Gene Ontology annotation, molecular function: pseudouridine synthase activity; RNA binding. Lineage: Eukaryota; Metazoa; Chordata; Actinopteri; Cyprinodontiformes; Rivulidae. The coding region runs from base 109 to 1023 and encodes 304 amino acids. Gene Ontology annotation, biological process: pseudouridine synthesis. The transcript is spliced from 6 exons. The record is from RefSeq and is a predicted model, not a curated record.